Messenger RNA from Kluyveromyces lactis, 2481 nucleotides. RefSeq names its product Spc98p (gene SPC98). Gene Ontology annotation, molecular function: microtubule minus-end binding; gamma-tubulin binding. Gene Ontology annotation, biological process: meiotic cell cycle; spindle assembly; mitotic cell cycle. The record is from RefSeq and is a predicted model, not a curated record. Gene Ontology annotation, cellular component: equatorial microtubule organizing center; centrosome; gamma-tubulin complex. Lineage: Eukaryota; Fungi; Ascomycota; Saccharomycetes; Saccharomycetales; Saccharomycetaceae. The coding region runs from base 1 to 2481 and encodes 826 amino acids. The transcript has a single exon.
AUGGACCAAAAAUUUGGCACAUGUGUACUACACAUGCUUCCUGCAUCUGCUGGCAGUGCGUAUUCUCAGCAAUUAAUUCAGGACCUUUACUACUCUAUCAAAACAUCAUCAAAGGAAAAUGUCACAAAAGUAUUGGAAUAUUAUAAAAAAAUAAUGGUGCAACGCAAUCAGGACAUGAAAAGUUGGUCUCAUUUAGAAAUGUUUGCCGGCAUCAUGUGCCAUCUCUCAAGUCCGGAAGAAAAACAUAAAUAUUUACUGCAAUGUUUGUCACUUUUAGACAAAAACGAUGAGUUGUAUGAUAUGAGAGAACCAAUGUCGAAAGAAGUGAUAGAAAAUAUACAAAGGAAAACAACGGAAAGCGUCUAUGCGGAUUCUUUUGAGAAUUUUGAGAAGGUAUCGGACAGAAGGUCAAUUGGGUCCUAUGGGGGAAAUGCUUGGCAACAUAGUUCAUCUGAUGCUACAUUACAAAGCUUAUCAGAUCCAUAUUUCAGCACAAUGGUAUCGAGGGCCGAUAUCGUUAAAAGUAUACCCUAUCUUGUGUUGGGAACACCCUCUACUUUAUUCGAACUAAAAGACAAGAAGUUCACAAUACCCAGCAAUAUUCCGAACGGAGAAAGCCAACAGUUGCAUGAUAUCGUUGAAGCAGGCUUACUUUACUUGCACCUUCAAAUUAGAGUGGAAUAUCUUAAAAAACAUGUUACCACCAGUACACUAAAAGUAGCAUUUUUGACAUUGAUUCAAAGUAAACUUCGAGAUUAUAGUAAUUUCGUCAACAAUUUCUCAUCCCACUUACAUCCACUCGAUCCAUUAUGUUUUACAUAUCAACACCUCUAUCCUGAAGUACUAAAACUAAGGACAUAUAUGGAAUAUAUUGAAAACUUUGAAAAAAGCAGUGCAGAGGGAUUACUAUCUGUAUGCCAGUUACAAAAAAGUAAUGGUGAUCCAGUACUCGAGAAAUUUGCAUCUGAUGCGUUAGAGCGUCUUUUACAACCCUACAUGAAGAACAUAUGCGAUUGGUUGAUUGAUGGAAAACUGGAUUCAAAUGUUAGUAGUGACUUUUUUGUUCAAAAUGACGAGAAAGAACCAUUGGGAUUGGUAUUCUUGCCACAGAAAAUUCCAAAAUUUAUACCGUCUUUAGUGGCCAAAAAAAUAUACAUUAUUGGAAAGUCCCUCCGAUAUCUCGAACAUUGCUGCAGCGAAGUUGAAUGGAUUGGAAAAUUUGCAAAUAAGUAUUCAUUGCAAUAUAGGCUAUUAGGCCCUUCAAUGGAUCACAAAUUUUUCGAAUUGGUUAACCAGCAAUAUGGUGAAAUUAACCACUAUAUCAACACCACAUUACGAUCGAAAUUUUAUUAUUUCGAGACUCUCAACCUUUUAAAAGAUAUCCUUCUAAUGGGUAAAAGCGAUGUGAUUGAUUCUAUUAUUCAAAACUCGGAAAAUCUCUUCAACCAACCUUCUCAACUUUUAGAAAGCCAUCAUUUAACGAAGUGUCUACAAAUCGCAAUUCAACAAUCAUCUCUGAGAAAUAGAUUGAACAAAUCAGAUAACAAUCUCUUGGUGAAUAGGCUUGAUGCUAGAAUUUUGGAAUUAGCACAUGGAUCUUCGGGUUGGGAUGUUUUCACAUUAGACUAUCUCGUGGAUCAGCCUCUUUCAACAGUAAUGGAUAUCAACCAACACGGAAGCCGCAGAGAUUAUCUGAGAAUUUUCAACUUCUUAUGGAGAAUUAAAAAGAAUGAGUACAAUUAUGAACAAGAAUGGCAAAAAAAUUCAUCCAUUCUUAAACUUUUUAGAAAGCUGAACAUCAGGGUUCCAUUUAUUAGGGAUUUACUGAAUAAAGUUUCAAUGAUCAAUGUUUUAAAGAAUCAGAUUCAAUCUUUCACUAAAAAAGUUGAAACAUAUUGUUUCGAGAGUAUUAUUGAACAUGAAUUUAGGAAGCUUCUUUCGAAUCUAAAUCAUAAAGAUACCGAUCCAACCUCCUCGGUUAAAGUUAAAGUGCUUAGAAAUGGGGUAAAAGUCUCAAGCGGUGUUUUAAAACCUGAUCUUCAUUUUAUCGAAAACUUCAAAGAACUUACGACAGAUGAUGUUAGCGGCUAUUCUUCAUUUGAUCUUGAGGAUCUAAAAAGAGCUCAUUCUGUAUUCUUAUCAAAUAUUUUGAAUCAUCCAAUUUUAUAUUCAGGUUCAGGUGCUUCGCUUGGAACAUACACUCAUCAGCUGUAUCCAACUACUUUGGUUUUAUUGAUGGAUAUGAGUUAUGAGUUUGUGCUAAAUUACUCUGAGCUAAAUAACGUCAUUCAUGAGAUUUGCAUUCAGAUGAACUUAGAUCCUAACCAAAAUUUGCAUGACCCGAUAAUGAGAUUCAAUGUAAUUUCAAAGAAGUUGGUUGAUCAAUGGAAGGAUUUUGAUAAUGAAUGCAAUGCUUAUAUCAAGGAUUUGAAGUGGGAUGAAAAUACUGAAAUAAAUAAACUAAGUAAGAUACUUCACUAA